AUGUUAAUGGACGAAAUGCGUCUCGAGGCCAAAGUGAAAGCGUUACCGGGACCCAAGUGUACAGCCACUAGCCAACUAAAGACAACACCUCGAAUUGUUCAAGUGAAAGCAAAUCACAGAUAUUGUCAACCAACAAAAAGUUCAACUUUAACUUUAUCAUCAUUAACAGCAACAACGACAACAACAACAGCAACAACAAUAACUAUAGAUACAUACACAUGCUCGUCGAGCAGCAACAGCAGCAGCAGCAGCAGCAAUACCAGCCACAGCACAAGCACACUUGCUCUAGGUACGACAAGCUAUACUGAAACGCCUCGUUGCCUACACCUGCAUUUGCAUUUAAUUAUUGUGAUUAUCUUGGCCUGUUGUACACGUUGGCUUGAUUGUUUACCCGAUGGACGUGCCACAUGUCGUUCGGUACCCGGCCUAACCAAAGAUCAACUUGAAUUGUGUUACAAAGCCAGUGAUGUAACAGCAGCCGCUUUAGAAGGUUUAGAUUUAGCCAUAAAAGAAUGUCAAGCCCAGUUUCAAUGGCAUCGUUGGAAUUGUUCAUCAUUGAAUACCAAAAGUCGUAAUCCUCAUGCUUCCAAUUUGUUAAAAAAAGGCUAUCGGGAAAGUGCAUUCGCUUUUGCUAUAUCGGCGGCUGGCGUAGCUCAUAGUGUAGCACGCGCUUGCAGCCAAGGACGUUUGAUGUCAUGCGGUUGUGAUCCUUCGGUAAAUCGAAAGACUCUUAACAAGAAUUUGCGUCAAAGUCUCGAUAAAGAGAAGAAACUCUUUUUACAAUAUUUGGAAACGAAUCAAAUACUCACACCCGAGGAAGAGAAGAAAUAUGAACGCUCUAAAAUAGCGAGUAGAUGGAAAUGGGGCGGCUGUUCACAUAAUAUGGAUUUCGGUGUCGAAUUUUCAAAAUUAUUUUUAGAUUGUCGCGAAAAGGCCGGCGAUAUACAAUCAAAAAUCAAUCUUCAUAAUAAUCAUGCCGGCAGAAUGUCCGUUUCAAAUAAUAUGGAAUUUCGUUGUAAAUGCCAUGGUAUGUCUGGUAGCUGCCAAUUAAAAACUUGUUGGAAAUCUGCUCCCGAUUUUCAUGUAGUAGGUAAAGUUUUAAAACAUCAAUUUCGUCGAGCUCUGCUUGUAGAUCAAUCGAAUCUAGGGAACGGUGAACCGAUAGUUGUAUUAAAACGUUCACGUAAUAAAAAAUCAAAUAAUGGUGCUACCAAUACGGAGAGAUCGAACGAAAGACAUGAAAGGCCUACAAAUCGAAAAUCGAAUACCGAUAAAUAUGCUCAACGUCAAGCACGCAAAUUGGAAACAUCACUCUUCUAUUAUCAGAGAUCACCGAAUUUCUGCGAAAAAGAUCCUUCAGCUGAUAUAUUAGGUACUGUGGGCCGCAAAUGCAAUCGUAAUAGCACUUUAAGUGAUGGCUGCAAUUCGUUAUGCUGCGGGCGGGGCUAUAGUCAAGUGAAGGAACGUCGCGCUGAACGGUGUAAUUGUAAAUUCCAAUGGUGCUGCAAUGUUGAAUGCGAAGAAUGCCAUGUCGAAGAGUGGAUUAGUGUAUGCAAUUAAUACUAUGCUUAUGCUUAAUAAGAUUUUUCUUUUCUUCUUUUUUUUUUCUUUUUUUUACAAGCACCUACCAAACGGACAGUAUUACAAAUUAAAUGCAUAAUGAAAAACACAAAAUCAUUUAUAUAUUUUUU
Glossina fuscipes is the source of this 1691-nucleotide messenger RNA. It is a transcript of the gene Wnt10, whose product is annotated as protein Wnt-10b. Gene Ontology annotation, cellular component: extracellular region. Gene Ontology annotation, biological process: multicellular organism development; canonical Wnt signaling pathway; neuron differentiation. The coding region runs from base 1 to 1560 and encodes 519 amino acids. Gene Ontology annotation, molecular function: cytokine activity; frizzled binding. The record is from RefSeq and is a predicted model, not a curated record. The transcript is spliced from 8 exons. NCBI's taxonomy places the organism in Eukaryota, Metazoa, Arthropoda, Insecta, Diptera, Glossinidae.